UGUGUACGUAGGAACACGCUCAGUAUUUUCUAUAUAUUUACCAAGGUACCUGGAUAUUUAUUGCCGUCUUACUUCCAUAAGUUCCACCAGCUCCGGAUAUAUCAACUCCAAAUCAUACGAUAUAACACAACCACCACAACAUCCAUCUCGAGACCAUCCGAUCCAACCGUCCAAUCUCCUCAUUCCCCGCAAAGGAGUCAUUUAUCCUUUCUCAUACCCGUCCCUCUUGGUCGAAACUUCGAGCUUCUUCCUCCCAACAAACACCAAGCCCGUCUAGACCAACCUCAUCCCAUCACACCACCUCACCACACCCCAUCGCAUCCGAACGACCCCGACCGCAACCCCGCAAAACGCACCCCAUACAAUCCACAUACAUACAUAACAAUAUAAAAAGCCCACGAUGGACCACCUCCCCCUCCCCCCUUCAACCGGCACAUUCACCCCCUCAACCCCCUCCUGCCUAACACCAAACACGCGCUCCGAAGCCGAAGCCCAACUCACUCUAAACACCGCCUCGCAAACCGACAGCGCAGCACCCACAACACCCUUACCAUACCGCUCUAACCCUUUCACCACCUCUACAACAACAAUGGCCACCCCCAACCCACCACCCAACAUGUCAGAAGCCCAAUCCGCCUACCACGACGCCGCCUCCACAGCCGCGACAUCGCAGUCCCCAACAACCAGCUCGUCGAACUACGAAGCCGCGCUCCUCCACCACCACAGCCAACACCGAAAACAAUCCACCACCUCCACCGCCUCCACAACUUCCUCAACCUACUCCCCCUCAUCCCCAAUAUCGUCAUUCACCACCCGGCCGUUUCCAGAGCCGGGCCAGGGCGUCGUCCCGCUGCAUACUGGCGUCAAUGCGCAGACCGAGCAGCAGCAGCAGCAGCAGUUGAAGAGGACGAGGCCGGCUGGGGGAUUGAGUCUCGGGGAGCUGGGGAGGAAGCAGAGUUGGAGUGCGCAGGAUAUGAGACAUGAGGUUUAUGAGGGGAGGCUGCUGGCGCCGGCGGAUGCGGGUGGGGUCCAGGAUGCGGGGUAUAGUAGUGGGACGGAGGGGAGGGCUGUUGGGCCUUGAAGAGUUGAUGUUCUUUUGAGAGGAAGUUUCGUGUCGUUGAUGCUUGAAGAAGGGAGAGCUGCUUUUUUGCUUCCUUUUCUUCUUAAAUGUUUGGGUUACUUGUGUGGUGGAUGUUUGGGUUCGUUAUGACCUGAUACGAUACAUGUCAUUUGGCGUUGGGUUGGGAGUUAUAGGAAAAAUAUCUCGAGAAAAGGGAAGUCGCUUGUCUACUGUACAUGAUCACUGGCGAUAUU
This is a messenger RNA of Aaosphaeria arxii CBS 175.79, 1314 nucleotides long. RefSeq lists its product as uncharacterized. Lineage: Eukaryota; Fungi; Ascomycota; Dothideomycetes; Pleosporales. The transcript is spliced from 2 exons. The record is from RefSeq and is a predicted model, not a curated record. The coding region runs from base 401 to 1081 and encodes 226 amino acids.